This is a messenger RNA of Pyricularia pennisetigena, 1644 nucleotides long. RefSeq lists its product as uncharacterized. Bases 1 to 1644 code for a protein of 547 amino acids. Gene Ontology annotation, biological process: carboxylic acid metabolic process. Lineage: Eukaryota; Fungi; Ascomycota; Sordariomycetes; Magnaporthales; Pyriculariaceae. The transcript has 5 exons. The record is from RefSeq and is a predicted model, not a curated record. Gene Ontology annotation, molecular function: isocitrate lyase activity.
AUGGCUUCCAAAAACAUGGUGAAUCCUGCUGUCGAACCCAGCAUGGAAGACGACCUGUUUGCCAGAGAGGUGGCCGAGGUCAAGCGGUGGUGGAGUGAUCCCCGUUGGAGGUACACCAAGCGGCCAUUCACUGCCGAACAAAUCGUAUCCAAGCGGGGCAACCUGAAGAUUGAGUAUCCAAGCAAUACACAGUCUAAGAAGCUGUGGAAGAUCCUCGAAGGCCGCUUCCAAAAGCGCGAUGCCAGUUACACCUAUGGCUGCUUGGAGCCGACUAUGGUGACCCAGAUGGCCAAAUACCUAGACACUGUCUAUGUUUCCGGCUGGCAGUCAUCCUCUACAGCUUCAUCCUCGGACGAGCCGGGCCCGGAUUUGGCAGACUAUCCCUACACCACCGUCCCGAACAAAGUUUCUCACUUGUUCAUGGCGCAACUGUUCCACGACCGGAAACAGCGCCAUGAGCGUCUCUCGGCGCCCAAGUCGGAGCGAUCCAAACUUCAAAACAUCGACUACCUGCGACCCAUUAUUGCUGACGCCGAUACUGGCCAUGGAGGUUUGACAGCGGUGAUGAAGUUGACGAAACUCUUCGUCGAGAAGGGAGCAGCCGGUAUCCACAUCGAGGACCAGGCUCCCGGUACAAAGAAGUGCGGACACAUGGCGGGCAAGGUCCUCGUACCCAUCAGCGAGCACAUCAACCGCUUGGUUGCCAUUCGGGCGCAGGCCGACAUUAUGGGUGUCGACCUCCUCGCAAUUGCCCGUACCGAUGCCGAAGCUGCCACGCUGAUCACGACCAGCAUCGACCCCCGCGACCACGCCUUCAUCCUCGGAUGCACAAACCCGAGCCUGCAGCCACUUGCCGACCUCAUGAACACUGCAGAGCAGUCUGGAAAGACUGGCGAUCAGUUGCAAGCCAUCGAGGACGAGUGGCUGGCAAAGGCCAACCUGAAGCGCUUCGACGACGCGGUUGUCGACAUGAUCAACUCUUCCUCGUCGAUUCGCAACCCGAAGGAUGUUGCUGCGAAAUAUCUGCAGGCCGCCAAGGGCAAGAGCAACCGGGAAGCCAGAGCCAUUGCAAGCAGCUUGGGCGUUCCCGAAAUCUUUUUCGACUGGGACUCGCCUCGCACGCGAGAGGGAUACUUCCGCAUCAAGGGUGGCUGUGACUGCGCCAUCAACCGUGCCAUCGCCUAUGCGCCAUAUGCCGAUGCUAUCUGGAUGGAGAGCAAGCUGCCUGACUACAAGCAGGCGAAGGAGUUUGCCGAGGGCGUGCACGCUGUGUACCCCGAGCAAAAGCUUGCAUACAACCUCUCACCUUCCUUCAACUGGAAGACGGCAAUGCCAAGAGACGAGCAGGAGACGUACAUCCGACGCCUGGCGGCUCUGGGCUACUGCUGGCAGUUCAUUACCCUGGCGGGUCUGCACACGACAGCGCUCAUCAGCGACCGCUUCGCGCGGGCGUACUCCGAGGUCGGCAUGAGAGCGUAUGGCGAGCUUGUGCAGGAACCAGAGAUGGAACUGGGCGUCGACGUCGUCAAGCACCAAAAGUGGAGUGGCGCGACUUAUGUCGACGAGCUGCAGAAGAUGGUGACGGGUGGCGUGAGCAGCACUGCCGCCAUGGGCAAGGGAGUGACAGAAGACCAAUUCCACUGA